AUGCGAGAGGUGACCCUAAGUCUGCUCAUCCUCCUGACAGGCCUGCCUGCCCUGGACGCCAACGACCCAGAAGAUAAAAACAGUCCUUUCUACUAUGACUGGCACAGACUCCGAAUCGGUGGACUCAUCUGUGCUGGGGUUCUGUGCACCAUCGGAAUCAUCGUCCUCAUGAGUGAGUGGGACGCUGGUGGCCGGGCUGGCAGGGCAGGGCAGUGGGCCCGGGUCCUCUCUCCCAACCAUCCCCUCUCCCCAACAGGUGGGAAAUGCAAGUGCAAGUUCAGCCAGAAGCCCAGUCACCAUCCAGGGGACGCCCCUCCUCUCAUCACUCCAGGCUCUGCCCAUCACUGUUGA
Messenger RNA from Puma concolor (puma), 351 nucleotides. The record is from RefSeq and is a predicted model, not a curated record. NCBI's taxonomy places the organism in Eukaryota, Metazoa, Chordata, Mammalia, Carnivora, Felidae.